Molecule: messenger RNA, 1153 nt
Organism: Cryptomeria japonica (Japanese cedar)
Lineage: Eukaryota; Viridiplantae; Streptophyta; Pinopsida; Cupressales; Cupressaceae
Product: MYB-like transcription factor ETC3
Exons: 3
Coding region: 660-890 (76 amino acids)
Biological process (GO): cell differentiation
Cellular component (GO): nucleus
Molecular function (GO): transcription cis-regulatory region binding
Source: RefSeq, a predicted model, not a curated record
GAAGACCCACAUGAACUUGUCCUUUCUCUCAAAUUUCCAAUUUUUUUUACUCUUUACUGGGUGCUCUCCUUAACUGAUCUUCUUGACUGUAAAAAUCUGGAUGCAAAGUACAGUUGAACACCCUUUAAAAUGUUUGUUCAGUGGAUUUCUGAAUCAUUAAUAUUUUGACCGCAGAGAGGAACUGAGAAUCCAAGGAUUGAGACAGGCCAAAAUGGAGUGAGUGCCCAGGAGUUUAUAUGAUGGGUUCCAUUAUUUAAUCUGGCAUCUUAUUGAAUUUUCAUAUCAGCAACCUUACAACCAAGUUUCUGUAGUUUGACAUUACACGCUGUCAACUGACACAAGAAUCUUCAAAUGCAGCUAUGGAGUUGAAGGGAUUUGGUUGGUUACCCACCACCAAACUACAAUUCAAAGUUGAAACAUAACCAACGGCUGGUCAUACUUGUGCAGCCAUUCAUACUUUUUCUAUUUAUGCAUACUAGAUUCAGUUCUUCACUCAGCCUGCUGUCAUUCAAAGCAAGCACUUAUCUAUCUUCUAUUACUAGUACACCACACUAGAUUCAUUUCUUAACUAAGUGGGUAUAUAUAGAUUUCAGUCAAGGAAGAUUGGUAUAAUAAGUUUUUCUUAGUGGGUAUUGAGAGGAAGUAAGAGAGAGGCAGCCAUGGGUGGUGUAAGAAAAUACUUGGUAGUAGCAGAGACAGAGUCUGAAUCUUCUGGUUCAAGUAAAAGUAGAGAGGAGUGGGAUUGUGACAUCUCUGCAGAUGAGGAAGAUCUAAUACUGAGACUUCACAAGCUUCUAGGUGACAGGUGGAAGCUGAUUGCAGGGAGGCUGCCAUGGAGGAGUGCACAAGAGAUUGAGAAGUACUGGAAGAUGAGAAGCCAUGCUCAUUAAGAGACAAGGAGUGUAGUCUUUGAUAAAGCAUGCUCAAAACAGUAUUGUUCCAUGCUAAUCUGUAUUUUUAAUGUUUUAUAGUAGCACUGGGCAUGGACAACCAAGAAGGGAGUUUCUCCUGUUUUGAAUAUUGAUUGCAGAUAGGAUGGUUUUAUUUUUUUGUGAAAGAACAGAAGCUCUUCACUCCAUUUUCAAAGAUUGAAAGUCUGCUCAGAAUGUAGUCUAUAUUUCUCCUCAGAAUAAUUUGACUUGUUUUGCUUUUA